Messenger RNA from Paramisgurnus dabryanus, 3384 nucleotides. It is a transcript of the gene pax3b, whose product is annotated as paired box 3b. Gene Ontology annotation, biological process: regulation of transcription by RNA polymerase II; anatomical structure development. Lineage: Eukaryota; Metazoa; Chordata; Actinopteri; Cypriniformes; Cobitidae. Gene Ontology annotation, molecular function: RNA polymerase II cis-regulatory region sequence-specific DNA binding; DNA-binding transcription factor activity, RNA polymerase II-specific. The record is from RefSeq and is a predicted model, not a curated record.
GCAGAGUAAAUCACAUAGGACAAUAAUAUUUUACUGCAUGGCUGCCAAUGGUUUAACUUUGGCUAAAAAACAUCCAUUUCAAUAAUAAAACAGACACGCGUCACACACGUUUAAUGUUAGAAAUAUCUUCAAAUCAGACUUGGGCAUCUCUGAAAACGUUUACUGCUUCGACCAAUCAGUGUUCCGUCUCGAGAUCCUGUGGACCAACCAAAACGCGCCGUUCGCGUAAUAGACAAGGAGGUAUCUGCCACUUCAUAGACGUCUCAGUAGUUUGAGAAGUCGCGCUCGUGCUUAACGAAUGUUAUUAACAAUAAUGAUGAUAAUUAUCACCGCAUCCGUUAUACCGUAUAGGCUAUAAUGUGAAUAACGACGAAAGACCACAGACGAAAUGAGAGACUAAAUUUUAUUUAUCGUUUACUGUAUUCUCAUCUACUUUUUUCUUGACGGAUACAAACUCCAGACUCGGAACUUACAUUUAAGGAUUUUUAAUUGAUCGUCUAUGCAUUUAUAAAGCUCUUCUGGUUUGUGCACGUGUGUGGUUUUGUUAACAGUCCCAGGAUGAUGCGUCCAUCUCUCCCUCACAACUUUCAUCACAGCGGCUUCCCAAUGGAGGUUUCUACUCCAAUAGGCCAGGGUCGAGUCAACCAGCUCGGAGGAGUUUUUAUUAAUGGUCGACCUUUACCGAAUCACAUUCGACACAAGAUAGUGGAGAUGGCCCAUCACGGGAUCCGACCGUGCAUGAUAUCCCGCCAGCUGAGAGUCUCUCACGGCUGCGUCUCCAAAAUCCUGUGCCGCUAUCAGGAGACCGGAUCCAUUCGCCCCGGAGCUGUCGGCGGGGGUAAAUCCAAGACUUCAUUUCCAGUCGUGGAGAAACGCAUUGAGGAAUAUAAACGGGACAAUCCAGGAAUGUUUAGUUGGGAAAUCCGGGAUAAAUUGCUUAAAGAAGGAAUCUGUGACCGGAACAACGUACCCUCGGUGAGUUCAAUAAGCCGCAUUAUGAGAAGCAGAUAUGGCACAAAAGUUGACGAUGAGGAUGAAGAUGAAGAGGAACAGGAAGAACAUACGCACAGAAGCGAACAUAGCAUCGAUGGAAUUCUGGCAGACAGAUCAAAUCUGUCUGGUGAAGGUUCAGACGUGGAGUCAGAGCCUGACCUGCCGCUAAGAAGAAAACAGCGACGCAGUCGCACAACCUUCACUGUAGAGCAACUAGAUGAGCUGGAGAGAGCGUUUGAACGCACACACUACCCUGAUAUCUACACCAGAGAGGAGUUAGCACAGAGAGCCAAACUCACAGAGGCACGAGUGCAGGUGUGGUUCAGUAACAGGCGAGCUCGAUGGAGGAAACAAGUGGGAGCCAAUCAGUUAAUAGCAUACAAUCACCUGAUUCCUACUGGUUUUUCACACCCGGCAAUGUCAAAUCUGUCUCCAUAUCCGCUGUCAGAGAGUCCGUACACACCUGCUGGCCUUUCUCAAGAUUCAAGUACUGUUCACAGACCUCAGCCCCUCCCACCACCAUCAAGCCACCAGAGUUCAGGAGGGGUGGGGCAAGAGGGCGGAGCUUCUUACUGUAUCUCCGGUCAUCAUGGUUAUGCAGGAUAUUCAGAGAGCUUUGGACCACAUAACAGGCCCACUAACUCAACCAUCAAUAAUGGAUUAUCUUCCCAGGUUAUGGGACUGUUAGCCUCAGCCGGAGUUCCUCACCAGACCCAGGCGGAGUACUCUCUGUCCUCUUUUGGCACUCUGGAGUCAGGCAGUUCCCCUAGCGCUCACUGUGAACCUUUGUCUGGUCUACAAACUCUCGCCAACUUAUCCAGUACACAGUCUUACGGUCCACCCUCCUUCUACAGCAUGGAGCAUAGCGCCCCCUACCAGUACACACAGUAUGGACAAAAUUCCUUUCAUUAUCUGAGACCUGAAAUUGCCUGAAAAACUGAGAAGUUCAACUCUUCAAAAGUGCCGUCUGAUGUCCUGGAUGAAAGAGUCCAAUAUUAAGUUUUCCCACACUUUAAAUAAAACAAAAAUUAAACACAGGAGAAAAAAAUAAAAGCUGAUUUAGUAAUUAUAAAUAGAAAUAUUUAUGCUACAAAAACCUUCACAUAAAUCUGGGGAGCUAUAUGGGAUGUCUUUCUAAAAUAUUCAGUUUUUUUAAAUCCAGAUAAACAGUAUCAAAACAAAAAUAAACAAGGAGACAAGUUUAUCCACUUUUUAUAAGUUUAAGUGCAAUAUAUGAGAUCUAGAAAUGCUUCAAAUGAAACAUUUACAGGUGUUUCAUCUUUAGUAUCAGCUGUCAUCCAAUGUUAAAGAACGAGAACAUUCAGAUGAUGCCAAACUGAGGUUGGGCUGGAUCCAUCGCUCUUGGCCCACAUGUUGUAAAUAAAUAACAAAUGUUUGAUGACAAUGAAGUGUUUUUAUACAGCUGUUGUUUUUCUCAAGCACAUUCCCUGCUGUUUGAAGGAUGUUUUUGAUUCCUUAAAUAAGGACGAUGGAAAUUUUUUUAGUAUUUUUUGGAAACAUAUUUUCUUAUAAAGCGAGUUUGAAUUUAUUUUCCAAAUUUUACCCUUUACAUGCUGUACCAGUGUUAUAUUUUUGUGAUUCUAGGCAAGCACAUUGUGGCUAUAAGUCGAAUUGUUAUGAAAUCUAUAUUUUUAUAAUGAUUUAAACUGAAAAUUGCAAUACAAACAUGGUUGUUGGGUUUUAGCACAACUAGGCAUUUCAAGGUAUACCGAGGUUUUAAAGAGUCAAGGUUUCAAAACCACUAACAUUAUCUGUAAUACCGUUUGCAAGGUAUGAGCUGGGUUUACACAAAAUUAAUUAAAUCAUUAAGUCAUGUAAUUUACAUUUAAUAUGUAUUACAAAAAUAUUUUUUUGAAAGAAAAUUAUAAUUUAAAGGCUUUAUUUUCACCCAGCAUAUAUGUUGUAUGUUGCUUAAAAAUAAAAUGUAUUAUGUCCAAUUAAAAUGUUUUUGUUUGUAUACGUCUGAAAAUAAAUGGCAAAACCGCAAUUCUGUGAAACCGUGGUAUUUUUGCCAACAUGAUCUCACAAAGUUCCGUGGGAUAGUCACGGAAUUUUGUGCUCAUUUUCCGUGGCAUUCUCACGGAUCUCUGCAUUUUUCCGUGGCCCUGCUACGGACUGUCUUUUUCCGUGGCAUUCUCACGGAUUGGUUAGUCAACUGCUUUUUCCUAUUUUCAAACCAUUUUCGCUUCGGUUUAGGGUUAGAUUUGGUGUUUGCAUUAGUAUGUCACUUUAACUAUUGUUUUAUACUAUUUUUUCUGAUUUAUUCUUUUAUAUUUUCUAAACUUUAAACCAUUGUCGCCUGGCGUUGGGGUUGGAGUUGGGUUUGGGUAGGGAUGUCAUUUAAAUCUAACCCUAAACCGAAGCGAAAAU